Messenger RNA from Schistosoma guineensis, 5526 nucleotides. The record is from the annotation of a GenBank genome assembly. NCBI's taxonomy places the organism in Eukaryota, Metazoa, Platyhelminthes, Trematoda, Strigeidida, Schistosomatidae.
AUGAGUUUUCCGUAUGAUCUAAGCGUACUUCGUAUCUAUACAAGUUUGCUUGUUCCUUCAAGCAGUACUAAAAUUAAAUCUGGAUCUAUCGACCUAGUUAAUCAUGUCAAAGAAUUUAUAAAUCGUGUUCCAUACCUCGCUGAACCACUGACUGAAUCAUUAUUAAAAAACUUGUCUCCACGAAAUGCGUCAUUAUACCCACAGCUUACCAGUAAUAUCGAGAAGAAAUUAUACAUGCAGGUUGUUUUAAAUAAACCACGAACGGUCAUGACUGUCAAUUCAAAAAUAACCUCAUCAUCUACCAGUUUAACUGAGAGGAAUAAUAUCUUCUCAGGAGUCUACUUGGUAUCAGGAACACAAGGUUAUGUUGAUCAAGAUUUAGGUCUUGUUGUAUGGCGUAUUGAAUAUUCUCUGUGGCACGUAAUUGGCAAUGAGAUUUAUUUAGCUGAAUUGGCACUUAACGAUUUUCAUAAAUCUAUUGCUUCAUCUAAGGAUAAAUAUGAAGCUCGUGUAAUAUUAAAUACUACGUCAUAUGAUUCUGAGUUACUUCAAACUCAAGCUGAAUUUUAUGCUCAAUUUUAUACUAGGUUAACACGAUUGUUGGAUCUCCUUGAGUUUAUAUCCGCUUGUUUCAAGUGUGAUUUGUAUAUUUCUCAAUGUUUAAUAUCAAUUGAAUAUAUUUGGAUGAUAAUUUUACGUUAUUUAAAUAUUAUACCAUCUGACCAAGUCAAUUUAAUUGUUCAGUAUAUCACUAAUAACAUAUCAUCAUCGUCAUUCAUUAAAAUACAUCGAAAUUUUUAUGGAAAAAUUAAAUCUUCAAAUGAAAUAAUAACAAAUCGUAAUUCAAUUGAUGAAUUAAUUAUUCAUUCAUUAUUACCUAAUUUAUUGUGUUUAAUUGGACAUUCGUUAUUAAAUUUACCUACAUUAAGAUCAAAGCAGUUAAUUAUGGAAAAUAUUAAUCUAUUGACUAGUGUAUUAAAUAAUAGUCAUAGUAUUAUACCACGUAUGGUUAUUAAUCAGAAUAGUCAAAACUCACAACUAACAUUUGGACUUAAUUCUUGUUAUUUAAUUAACACUAUUCUUAAUUAUAAUUCAUCGGAACCAAUUAAUUUUUUAACUUUUCACCAAGUAACAUCAUUACAUCAUUAUUCAACAAAUGAAUAUCAAUUACUUAUUUCAUAUAUUAAUUUUAUAUCUGGAUUAUUUUUCUUUAUUCGAUGGGCAUAUUCUAAUUCAGAAUUUAUUAUUGAAAAUAUUCAUAUUGAUAUUAUACCAUUAUAUAUUGAAUGUUCUGAAUUAAUUCAUGGAUGUCUUGUGUUUAUUAUUCAAUAUCUUAUGAUAAUGUGCUCACAAGUAGAUUAUUGUAAUGAAAAUUUCAAUAUUCAUUCUAUUAAUAAUGGGUUAAUUCAAAAAAAUCUUUUAUUAAAAGUAGAUUUUGAUCAAUUAGCUAAUUUAGCCGAACAUUGUUUCAUGUUAUUAACCGAUGUAUUAACAACUCGUACAUCGGAACAAGAUAUACAAAUUUUACGAAUGAUUUUAAAACAACUUAAACAAGAAUCUUCAUCAUCUUCAACAUCAUUGUUUCAUUUAUUUCCUAAAUUCAUAUCUGAAGAACAUCAUUGGCCUAUAACUUAUCAAUGUAUCACAUUACAUUUAUUACUCAAUGAUACACGUUCAUUAAAUGCUUUAAUAGCAUUCUCAUCAAUUCACCAAAGUAUUUUAUUGAGACAAACAGAAACCAUUGAAUACGGUUUCCCUAUGUCAGUCUACUUGAAUAAUUGUGAUAUUUCAAGGAAAACAAUUCUAGUGGAUAAUAGUAGUUCACCAACUGUAAGAGCUGUUUGGUUAUCGCUUACAUUAGUUCAUCAUUUACUUAACUUAGAAAAUAAAUUAAUGAUUGAACCAGAGAAUUCGAAUUCAACACCUCCUCUAUUGACCAGUUUGCAGUGUUAUUCUAAUUCAUUCACUGGGGAUCGUUACAUCACCACCUUAUUCUCUUAUCUUCGGUAUUCGUUUAGUGUUGGAAUUUCUCGUUUGGUUGUUGCAUUACUAAAGUGGAUAACACAGUAUUCAUCUGUUGAUAUUACAAAUUAUUUGGGCAAUGAGUCAAAUCAAAUACGUGCAUCUUGCCUGAAGAGAUUAGUGUCCACUACAGAAGAUCAAUUGGUACGUGUUGGAUUGUAUGAUUUAUUAUCAGAGACAGUAUUAAAUAGUGAAAAAUACGGACCUAUUAGUUCACGAUUGCCAGUUGGGCUAUUGCGUUUACUUUUAACAGAUGGAACUAUUAUAGGUUCAGAUAUGGAGUUGAAUAGAACGAUGGCUACUAAAUCCAAAGAAAUUUCAAAUUCUGAUUGUUUGGAUUGUGUAAUAGAUACACUUAAGGAACUUCAGAUUAAAUCUUUCCAGAAACAGUUUGACGAUAAUGAAAAUACUAAUAAUAAUCAGUUAUCAACUGUAUUGUUUUGGAGUGUGACGAAAUUUAUCUCAUCUCUUUAUCUCCUAAAUAUUCAACCAUGCAUUGUAAAUUUAAAACAAAGGUGUGACUUUUGGAAAACUCUGACUGAUCCUUUUUUCACUUUUUUAAGAUUACAAGAAUCCGAAAAGGAACCAUUAUCAGAUAUUGAAAAUGAACUCUGUGGAGAUGUUGUCAGUAUUUUAGCGUUAGAACUCUACAAUAAGACAAGCUAUACAACAAACGAUGAGAGUUUUAAAUCGUUUACAUCAGUUAUGGAUUAUUUUGUGAAGAAUAAUUUGUAUAAUUUAUGGUUUAAGUUAACUCGUAAAUGUUUACAUAAAAUAUUAUCGUCCAGUGAAUCAGAAGAUGUAUCUGUAGAAUAUCUUCAAUCUCGGCUAACAUCUCUACACAAUGUAACAUGUCGUUGGAAAUGUUUAUUAUUGUUAAACUACAAUGAUGACAAUGUCGAUGAUAAUAAUUUUGAUAGUAAUGGUAGUAACUCCAAUAGAAACCAAUUAAUGAAUUCAAGAAAGCAAUCAAAAGAUAAUUUUACUACAAUACCUUUAUCGAUUUUGAAUGAUUUAAUUGAGUGUUUCAAUCUAUUGCGUGAUCUACCGCCGAUUCAGUCAACUUUUGAUUUAGGAAAUCAAUUAGCUACAAUACUCAAUACAACUUUAGUGUAUUUAUAUAAAACUUAUAAUACGUCAAAGAAAAACACACCAAUCGAAGAAUUAUCAACGAAUGAUUUGGCUAAUUAUUUAACAAAACUGAAUGAUCUCUUGUCAAGUUUCCAACUGGCUAUAGAUUUCCAAAUUCAGCAUAUGCAUUCAGAUUUACUAGCCAGUACUUACAUACUGUUCAGUUGGUAUGAUUCGAAAAGAUUAAAUGAAAAAACCACAGAUGAUAAGUUUGAACUACUUCAAUCUUCUUUAUUCAAUAAUGCAAUUUGCUUUUUAAGCCUACUCACACGUAAUCCUAACAUAAGUAAAAUUGAAGAAUCUGCUAUUUUACAAUCGGUCAAUCUAAUCAUCUUCUUAUGGGAUCAUAAUCAAUCUACAACAUUGUUUACACGUCUCACUGAUACUGGUGUUUUGAAUAAUAUUUUCAUUUUAUUGACUGAAUGUACCAAACUUAAAGAUGGUGCAACUCUUAGUCAUAGUUUAAUUAGCUUACUUGUGAAAUUAGUGAUCAAUUCAUCUCAACCUUUGUGUAAUAUGGCAACACUAACCAACACAUCCAAUGUAAAUAAAUUACCUCAUCCUAUAAGAACAGAUUUAGACGAAUCAAUUGAUCAAUGUACUGAUGAGUCAGAGAAUAAUUUAUUAAAUAAACCGAAGAAUAUAAUUACUCAAUUAGUUUUAUCCUAUCAUGAAUAUAUAUCACAAGCAUUCUGUUGGCCUCAGUUAGAUACUUUACGUCAAUGGUUACAAGAUGGUGAAUCGUAUUCAAAUAUACAAGCUAAUUCAUUUGAUGAUCAUUGUUACAUGAGACAAACGCAAUCUGUAAAUUACGAUUGGAAUGCUGUACUUAUCUUGGAGAUGCGAUUUCUAUGCUUACUUCAUGAUAAUCUUGGAGGUAUGAAGCAUCCAUUAGUCUAUUCGCUAAUACAAAAUUUUUGUAUGGAUAAUGCUAGUCAAUUGGAAUUCUUUGUGAAUUAUUGGUGUUCAUCAUUGUAUAAUAAUAAUAAUACAUCCAUUAAUGAUCAACAUCUUAUGUCUCCAUUACCGAUCACUAGUGUAUUAAUUCAACAAGGUAUAUUGUCCACAGAUCGAAUUCAAUUAGCUGAAACUAUUUUAAAGUUAUAUUGGCGUAUUCUAGUUGCUGCUGAAUAUAUCAGUACAUCAGGUCUACCUAUAAUAGCAUCAAAUAUCCUAUAUUCAAACCAUUCACGAAUUGCAAAUCUCAAUUCACAUAUACCAUUGCCAUCUUAUGGUCCUACUGUACAUUCGGAAUUCUUUAACACAGUAUUCAAUCUUAUUCAAUGCCAAAUACAUUGUUGUUCAAUAUUGUUUCAACGUCAUGGUUUUAAAUCAUUUAAAAGUGUUUCAUUCUCAGGAUCACAUAUAACACCAACUAAGUCUGGAAUUACCGGUCAAUCAUCAUCUAGUCCAUCAGGUAUACUUUCAUCGACGCUGCCUCAAACAACAUUAAUGAUGAGUAAAUCAAAUGAAGUUGUGACAAGUUCACAUUCUGUUAGCUCAGUAUCAAUGGAAUCAUCUGGUUCAGAGACUAGUGGAUUAAAAUUCCUUUAUCUCAUACGACAUCUUAUUAUGUCACUUAGCGUAUUAAUGGUUCAAUUGCCUAUCCUCGGCAAAGCAUCUUUAAUGACAUCUGAUGAAUUGAAAUACUUGAAAGUUCAUGUUCAUCUUACAUUUAAUAGUCCUAAUUUAAAUGACAAUUCAACUGUAUUAACAUUUGGUGUUCUAAUUACCUUAGCUAAUUCAUUAGGCAGUUUAUCUUCAAAAUUAAGUAGUGUAUGGAAGUCCUGUCAAUCUAGUGAAUCAGUAAUUGCACAAAGAAAACGAGAACUCUGUUCUUUGGUUCAACGUGCUUAUGAAAUGGUUCUAUCGAUAAUUUUCUCUCAGUCUACUAUACUUUUGACGAGUCCAUCUGUUAGACCUAUGGAUAAACAAUUACUUUUACGUGAAUUAACUGCUGAAUUGGAAGCUUGUCACUCUUUUGGUAUAUCUUUGCGCCGUACAUCUUCUGUUGGACAUCCUAUCACAAAUACGUUUUUACCUCGAAGUCCAAGCAGUCGAUCUUCCAGUACACAUUUACGUUUAAGUUCAGCAUCUCCUCAAACACCGGCUUCGAGCUCAAGUCAUUUACGGAAUGCACCACCGCCUUUAGGUUCAACUAUCCCAUUAACAGAUUCAUCCAGUUUCGGUUUUGAUAAAGCUGCUAAUCGGUUCAUAGAACUUUCACGUCUUAGUUUGUAAAUGUUUUUUUCAUCUUCAAGUGAAUUCUUUUUCAUUGUAUUUCUAAAAUAAAUCUUUGUAUGCGCUUGUAUAUGUUUAGAUUUAUGUUACUUAGUAUAAAUGAAUGUUAUUAUAAAUAUUUCCCUUUUUACU